Molecule: messenger RNA, 1964 nt
Organism: Pezoporus flaviventris
Lineage: Eukaryota; Metazoa; Chordata; Aves; Psittaciformes; Psittacidae
Gene: MLKL
Product: mixed lineage kinase domain like pseudokinase
Biological process (GO): cell surface receptor signaling pathway; protein phosphorylation
Molecular function (GO): protein kinase activity; ATP binding
Source: RefSeq, a predicted model, not a curated record
GGAAAGCACCCUAUGAAUGCACCCUAUAAACAUGCAGUGGUCCUGCCGUGUCUCUCAGUCUGUGGAGACAGCCGUGGGGAGCGAAGCGGAGCCAGUCUUAGAAGAAGGCAUAGAAGAGUGAUAUCCAGCUGAUCUCUGAACAAUAUCUGAGGCCCACCUCCACUAGACACUGCCAGUCCACAUCCCCAGUGGCCAAGCCCUUUGCUGCAAGCAUGGACAUUGUGGAGAGGGUCCUUUCUGUGGCCCAGGCCAUCCAUGCCCAAUUCAAGCAGGUCAAGUGCUGUAAGCACCAGUGCCAGCGCCUUGUGGAGCGCAUCCAGAUUCUGCUGGAGCCUGUGAGGAUCCUCAAGGCUCAGCUGUCAAAACACAUCUCCUACCAUGAAGAGGAACUGCUGAAGAAGCUGCUGGGGACGCUGGGGGAAGCCCAGAGGCUGGUGAUGAAAUACAGCCAGACCAGCUGGAUCCAGAAGUUCCUGAGAGCCCGAAGCAUGGGUGAGGUUUGGGAGAAUGAAAGCCUGGAGGACAUUGCCCAGGGGCUCUCGCUCCUCCUCCAGGCAGAGCAGAACCAGGCUUUCCUGGAGGCUUUCCAGGCAAAGACAUGCCGCAGGCAGGAUGCUGAGGACCUGAGGGAUGAUAAGGCUUUCUUGCACCAGGUAAUUGCAAGUACUGAGGAGCCUGAAGACACGACCAGGGAGAUCUACAUUGACAGGCAAUGUAUGGAGAGCAAGGUGGACUGGAUGCAAAGCGAGCUGAACAAAAUCGUGUGUGUGAUGCACUGCUUGAAGAAGGUCAAUGUUGGUAAAAGAGAAGACGUCACUGAGAUCAAGUGGGACCACCUCACCUUCAACAGGAAACUGCAGGACACUGAGAGCUACAACCUCUACAAGGGCGAGUACCUCAAGUACCCCGUUGCCAUCAAAACCUUCAAGAGGCCAUGACCACCGACCUGGCUUGAGUUGUAAGACAUCUUUGAGAAGGAGGUUCAGACCCUGAAGAAGUUUGAGUCUCCAAACAUCCUGCGUGUGUAUGGGAUCUGCAUUGAGGAGAAAGAUGGGAGCCCCUGCUUCUCCAUUGUCAUGGAGUACUGCAAGCAUGGGACACUGCGGGAUGUGCUGACCAAGCAACAGCAUCUCUCCUGGGACAUUCACAUUCGGAUGGCUCUGGGAUCUGCCAGAGGCCUUUACAGGUUGCACCAGAUGGAGGAGAAGUCCCGACUCCAUGGCUGCAUCUGCAGCAGCAAGUUCCUGGUGGACGGGGAUUACUGUUUGAAGCUUUCAGGAUUUGAGCUGUGUGAAACGGAGUCAUUCGUCAAGAGGAAAGCCAAGAAUAACUGGAAACAAGUCUCUAUGUUGGCUUACAUUGCUCCUGAGAACCUGAAAGACGUCAACUACCCCUACAGGCGGCCUUGUGAAAUAUACAACUUUGGGAUCGUGCUGGAGGAGAUUGCUACCUCCAAAAUCCCAUUUGAAGGCUGCACUGCCCAGGAGAUCAUGGAGAAAAUCUGCAAGCACCAAUACCAGGAACCUGUUGGGGAUGAUUGUCCCGAAGAGCUGCUUAAAGUCAUUGACCAGUGCCGAGCCUUUGACCCUUCCCAGCACCCUUCUGCUGAGGAGAUCGUGGAUGCACUGUCUGACCUGGAGAGAAGCAGAAACCAAGGAAGCUAACUGGGAAGCAUGGGUGGGCAGCUGAAAGCAGCUGGGAGCUUUGGAGUAACCCAAGGGGGAGAAGCAGCACACAGCGUGCUACUCGCCCCCCUUUCCUGCUCACAGAGACUGCUUGUUCAAUACACUUAUGUUUGAGACCCUCACCCUUACAGGGGUCUGAGGCGAGGGCACCCUGCCACAGGCUUUACCCUGGAGAUGUUGGCUCCAGGGGCUACAAAGGGGGGGACGCAAAGGGAGGCUGGCAGGAGCAGCCGGGGAGACGUGAAGGGAACUAGAGGGAGGGCACAAGGCUGCAGCCCC